This is a messenger RNA of Akanthomyces muscarius, 1062 nucleotides long. RefSeq lists its product as uncharacterized. Lineage: Eukaryota; Fungi; Ascomycota; Sordariomycetes; Hypocreales; Cordycipitaceae. Gene Ontology annotation, biological process: exonucleolytic trimming to generate mature 3'-end of 5.8S rRNA from tricistronic rRNA transcript (SSU-rRNA, 5.8S rRNA, LSU-rRNA); TRAMP-dependent tRNA surveillance pathway; nuclear mRNA surveillance. The record is from RefSeq and is a predicted model, not a curated record. Bases 1 to 1062 code for a protein of 353 amino acids. Gene Ontology annotation, cellular component: nuclear exosome (RNase complex); cytoplasmic exosome (RNase complex). The transcript has 2 exons.
AUGGCGACUCAACAAGCGCUCUUCUCUCCCGCCGAGCUCGCCUACCUGCACAGCUCCCUCUCGCUGCACCCUCCCAUCCGGCCCGACGGCCGCUCUCCGACCCAGUUUCGCCCGCUGACCGCCGAGACGGGCAUCCUGCCCGGCACAAACGGCAGCGCGCGGGUGUGCUUUGCCGACGGCACGGAGGCUAUUGUUGGCGUCAAGGCAGAAAUCGAGCGCACCGUAGACACCCACGUCGGCGCCGAGGACACGAUUGAGGCGGUUGAGGCGCAGCGCGCGGGCAAGAAAGCCGAGGCGGACGAGAAGAGAAGGCAGGGCAGGGAGGACUGGCUGGAGAUGACGGUCGAGAUUCCGGGCCAGAGGGACGAUGAGGCCGCGACGGUGUUUUUGGCCGAGAUGCUGAGGGAGGCGCUCCUCGCGGACGGUGACUUUGCGGAAAAGUUGUGGAUCAACAGGCGCUUUCACUGGCGUUUGUACCUUGAUAUUUUGCUGAUAUCGCCGCCGCUGUCGUAUCCCCUCCCGCUGCUCUCCCUCACCACACAUCUCGCGCUCCUAUCGACGCGCCUGCCGCGGUUGAAAUCCGAAGGUGAUGAAGACCCCAUGUUUGACGAUGACUGGGACGCGUCUACUUUCCUAUACCCGCGCGACAACAACAACUCCUCAGCACCCACUGCGCGACCACCAAUUACGCUACUCGUCGUGGCAAUCGGCGACAAUGUCAUUUUCGACCCCGCGAGGGAGGAGCUCGCCGUGGCCGACACGGCACUGGCCGUAUCCGUGGCCGAAGUGCAGAGCGCAAAGGCGCAAGACGGGCGAGAGCUGAGACUGCUGUCGAUGAGGACGGUCGACCCGCCCAGCAGGCUGACGCCGCCGGGCGUGCCUCACACGGCUGUCAAUGCGGCGCCGACGAAGCAGCAGACGGGGCCAGUGGCGGGCGUGUGGAAGGCGCCGCUGGGAGGGACCAAGUUUGGCGUCGUGGAUAAGAUUGCGCAAAAGGUGCUGGAGAAGGGUGGUGUGGCGGACGAGGUGCUUGACGGGCUGGAGGGGGUUGAGCUGGCGUAA